AUGCAAGGAACAAAAUCGGAAAACCUCCACAGGCGAAACCAGAACAAAGAAACAGAAGCUCUUGGCCUGCGAAAUGCCAGGGCCAGGCAAUCACGCCUUGAAGAAAUUGGUGGCAAGCUGGAUCGAGCCAAACAUAAGAGUAUGCGAACCAGCAAUAGUCAGAAAGCGAGGAUUCUGAGCGAACUUUCAUCGAUUCAUCGUGUGUUUGAACCAAUCUACUUGAUAAAGGACGAUCAGGAAAGAUUGGCAAAAAGUGAAUCUGCGGAGGAAAAUGGUGCGAUGCAUACAACACGAAAAGUUGAGUCUGAUGCUACCAAUGCAUUUGCAAAACAACCAAGGCUGUUAAGGAGGGCUCAAACACAAAGCAUCACAUCAUCACAAACGAAUCAACCAAACGCGGAGGAGGAUUCGCAGUGUCCUGGAGAAAAAAUCAUCAUACUGCCCGACACAAAAUGCCUUGUUAAUGAUGGAAAAAUUGGCACUCUACGUCAAAGGUCAAACAGUUGGUCUCCGCAUUCACCAUGCAGUGCACCCGAAAGUAGUUGCUGUGCAUUUCAGAGCAAACGAGAGUACAUCGCUAAACUUCGCACCGCCGUCGUAGAGCCUCGAGUGUCCAACUCGAUGUCGUCACUGACGCUGGGAUAUAUGGCCUUCAAGAGAAAUCUAAAGAACAAACGACGACCUGAGAGGAUGGCGCGAGCGUCCGGAUCCGUGGAAAGCAGGUUUAGAUCGAUUUCCUUAGACGAAACAGAACUAACUGUUAUACCUGAAUUUGCAGAAGAAAGCGAUGCCGGUGAAAAAGAAACAGUGCUCACGCCAAAAAGCUCUAUCUCCCUCAAGAGAGGCGCGAAGCAAAAAAUCGGUUUUAAUCGGCAUCUUUCGGUUCCCAAUGGCCAAAAUCAGCACUUUGUUUCUACAUUUUUAUGGCCGUCCAUGAAAUCAUCUCGUGUUCCUCGAGAAUUUAUUCGUGUUAAAAACACAGAUUUAAGAAAAGAAGACAUUAAUGGAAAUUUUAAGGGUGCCGAAGAAGGAGAAACCGAUACAGCGGACGAGUUUUUAAGGCAGAAAGUACGAUUUUCUCAAAAUAGAAGGAUCUCGUUAAGAAGGGCGUCUAAACUGAUUAAGCCGUUAGGAACAGGGUGUUUUAGUAACAGUUUCCAAGCUGUAAGUCAACUAAAAAGUGGUAAACCGUCAUGA
Porites evermanni is the source of this 1197-nucleotide messenger RNA. The record is from the annotation of a GenBank genome assembly. Lineage: Eukaryota; Metazoa; Cnidaria; Anthozoa; Scleractinia; Poritidae.